CCGGCGCUGCGCAGCGAGCCGUUGCCGAGCGCUGACGGGAGCGGCCGAGGGCGAGGCCGCCGAGCCGCAGCCGACCGGAGGCUCGCGCCUCCCGGGGCCGAGCGCGCAGGCGCAGAGCGCAGUAACUGCCGGUUGGGGGCGGCGAACCGCAGUGGCGAGGAGGCUGCGGGCCCGGGCGGAGGCGGCGAGGCAGGCGCGGCGGCGCGGCGCAGGCGGGCGGCUCCACCUCCGCAGUUCCGACGCCCCUGCCCUAGAUUCUCUGACUGACGGAGAGCGGGGCCUCUCCCUUACUUCUCUCAGGAGUCGCAGCGCCCGCGGUAGCGGCCCGCAGCGGGACGCGGUCCCCGCAGCCCGACCCGGAGGCGGGAUGUCGGUGGUGGGCAUUGACCUCGGCUUCCUCAACUGCUACGUCGCGGUGGCGAGGAGCGGCGGCAUCGAGACCAUCGCCAACGAGUACAGCGACAGGUGCACGCCGGCCUGUAUAUCUUUGGGAUCCAGAACUCGAGCCAUUGGAAAUGCAGCUAAGAGCCAGAUAGUUACAAAUGUAAGAAAUACAAUUCAUGGCUUCAAAAAGCUUCAUGGGCGAUCAUUUGAUGACCCCAUUGUGCAAACGGAGAGAGUCAGGCUUCCCUAUGAACUGCAGAAGAUGCCCAAUGGAAGUGCAGGAGUUAAGGUUCGGUACCUGGAGGAAGAGAGGCCCUUUGCAAUUGAGCAAGUCACCGGAAUGUUGUUGGCUAAACUUAAAGAGACCUCAGAAAAUGCCCUGAAGAAGCCAGUGGCCGACUGUGUGAUCUCGAUCCCGAGCUUCUUCACUGAUGCUGAGAGAAGGUCCGUGAUGGCGGCAGCUCAGGUUGCAGGCCUAAAUUGUCUGAGGCUGAUGAAUGAAACCACUGCAGUGGCGCUGGCAUAUGGAAUUUAUAAACAGGAUCUUCCGUCAUUAGAUGAGAAACCAAGGAAUGUUGUGUUUAUUGACAUGGGGCAUUCUGCCUACCAGGUCUCUGUUUGUGCUUUUAACAAAGGAAAACUUAAAGUGUUGGCUACCACCUUUGACCCAUAUCUGGGUGGCAGGAACUUUGAUGAGGCUUUAGUGGACUACUUUUGUGAUGAAUUCAAGACCAAAUAUAAGAUCAAUGUCAAGGAGAACUCUCGGGCUUUGUUGCGGCUGUAUCAGGAGUGUGAGAAGUUGAAGAAGCUGAUGAGUGCAAAUGCAUCAGAUCUUCCUUUGAACAUCGAGUGCUUCAUGAAUGACCUGGAUGUUUCUAGUAAGAUGAACAGGGCUCAGUUUGAACAGUUGUGUGCUUCCCUCUUGGCCAGGGUUGAACCACCUUUAAAAGCAGUAAUGGACCAAGCUAACUUACAACGUGAAGACAUAAACAGCAUAGAAAUAGUAGGAGGGGCUACUCGGAUUCCUGCAGUCAAGGAGCAGGUCACUAGGUUCUUUCUGAAAGACAUCAGCACUACCCUAAAUGCUGAUGAAGCUGUCGCCAGAGGAUGUGCUUUGCAGUGUGCAAUCCUCUCACCAGCAUUUAAAGUGCGGGAAUUUUCCAUAACAGACCUUGUUCCCUAUUCAGUCACAUUAAGGUGGAAGACUUCUUUUGAAGAAGGUACUGGGGAAUGUGAAGUCUUCUCUAAGAACCAUCCUGCCCCAUUCUCAAAGGUCAUAACUUUCCACAAGAAGGAACCGUUUGAACUAGAAGCAUUUUAUACUAAUUUGCAUGAAGUGCCUUAUCCUGAUCCAAGAAUUGGAAACUUCACUAUUCAGAAUGUUUUCCCACAGUCUGAUGGUGAUAGUUCUAAGGUAAAAGUUAAAGUUCGUAUUAACAUCCAUGGAAUCUUCAGUGUGGCCAGUGCAUCAGUGGUUGAGAAGCAGAAUCUGGAAGGUGAUCACAAUGAGGCCCCAAUGGAAACAGAAGCUUCAUCUAAGACUGAAAACAAAGAUGAUGCAGACAAAAUGCAGGUUGACCAAGAAGAAGGAGGUCAUCAAAAAUGUCAUGCUGAGCACACCCCAGAAGAGGAAAUUGACCACACUGGAGCCAAGACAAAGUCACUUUCUUCAGACAAGCAAGACCGCAUAAAUCAGACUAUUAAAAAAGGCAAAGUCAAGAGUAUUGAUCUACCCAUUCAGAGUAGCCUGUACAGACAACUGACCCAAGAUCUUCUCAAUAGCUACAUUGAAAAUGAGGGCAAGAUGAUAAUGCAGGAUAAGUUAGAGAAAGAAAGAAAUGAUGCUAAAAACGCUGUAGAAGAAUACGUCUAUGAUUUCAGAGACAAACUGGGCUCCGUCUAUGAAAAGUUCAUCACUCCAGAAGACAUGAACAAACUGUCCACAAUAUUGGAAGACACAGAAAAUUGGCUUUAUGAAGAAGGAGAAGACCAACCUAAACAAGUUUAUGUGGAUAAGCUUCAGGAGCUAAAGAAGUAUGGCCAGCCCAUUCAAAUGAAGUAUGUGGAGCAUGAGGAGAGACCGAAAGCUUUAAACGACUUGGGAAAAAAGAUUCAACUUGUCUUGAAAGUAAUAGAAGCACACAGAAACAAGGAUGAAAGGUAUGAACAUCUGGAUCAUGCUGAAAUGGAAAAGGUUGAGCAGUACAUCAGCGAGUCCAUGAACUGGCUAAACAGUAAGAUGAAUGCUCAAAACAAGCUAAGUCUUACUCAAGAUCCUGUGGUAAAGGUCUCAGAAAUAGUUGCAAGGUCAAAGGAACUGGAUAAUUUCUGUAACCCCAUCGUUUAUAAGCCCAAACCAAAAGUAGAAGUUCCUGAAGACAAAGCAAAAGCCAACGGUGAACACAAUGGACCAAUGGAUGGACAGAGUGGUACAGAGACCAACCCAGAUCCAGCAAAAGGCAGCUCACAGCACACAGAAUCUGGAGAGAUGGACGUGGACUAAGUUUCAUGUAAUUCAACAGUGGGAUAACUACAGGGUCCAUUCAUCCUUUACGCCCGGUACACACAACAUAUGUUCAGUUGUUCUUAACUACUUUUGUCAUUUGUUUUUUGGAGUAGUUUUGAAAAGUGUCUAUAUUGAGUGCGCUGUUGUUGCCCAUUGCUGCUGUGAAGCUUUAGCUGAAUAUAGAUGUACAAGUCAGUUUGAGCUCUCCUCACAUACUUUGUGACAGUGUGCAGGACUGCUGUGUACUCGCAUCCGUCUACCUUAGUCCCGGCUGUUACUUGCAGAGCCCUCAGCUCCUCUGUGCAAGAAGGGGUACUGCAUCGUUCUUUUGUUGCAGAGGCAGGGAACUGAAUGCACUGUUACUGUGAAAAGAAACUGAAUUUCAUGUGGUUUAGAGCCACCAGCACUGACCUUUUCCUGGUAUCCGUAUUGUUAUUUAAAUAUUAAAACAAAUGAGAGGUUCUGACAUACUAGUCCUUCUCACUGGCGCGCCUCAAGAACUCCAGUGUUGUCAUCACAUACAUGAGUCAGAAAGAAACGAUGCAGUUUGAUAUUCAGAUGUCACCAGCCUUUGCUGCUUUUGUUAGUAGAAUGGAUUGAUGUUUAAACUGUUGAUCUACUUGUCCUAAAGACCAGCUGCUACUACACCAAUGCUAAGCCUAUACCUUCAGGUUAUGAGGAAGCAUUGUUGACCUGUUAGGAUGUGCAUCUAGGUUGUCGACAGGCUUAGUUCAGUUUUUAUAGUUGUGUUGGUUUUCUUAAUUGAUUUUUGUUUAUAAUACCUUAAUCUGGGGUAGGGAAAAUUGCACACUUCAUUGCAUCAUAUAUACCUAUCACUGAUUUAAUGUUCCAAUGUAGAUAAACACUAUAAAAUAAGCAGAAAUUCCUAAAAAAAGGAAUACCUGUACCGUAAGUCUUAGGAAAUAAUGCUUGUAAUAAACUUAACUGUGUUACAUCGGUAGGUAAAAUACGUAAUGUUACAUAGUGUAAUAUGAUAUGAUGUGAUUAAAUUAUAGUUCCUGAUGUUAAAUUGCCUUUUGAAAACUUGGCUCCAGGUUUGGUGCUUCUUAAAUGGGAAAAGGCAGUGUACUUCAGCUCUAUUGAGGACCUGGUCUGUGGUUUAUCACCAGACUUGUUCACACCAUUCAGCUCUAUCCUGAGGCUUGGAACUGUUUAUUUAACCAUGGGGAGGGCUGGAAUGAUGCUUCAGUCUUCAAGGGAAAGAAGCAUGACAGAUGUAUAGGUCCUUGUGUUCCUAAUGCUAGUUUACUGAAGAUCAACUUCAGUUCCAGUUUUCAAAGGCUCUUGUCCCAAAUCUUUAUAUUAAACAACACUGACUUUUCUUAAGUAGUUAACGACUGAGAGUAUACUAUCUUUAGGGAUAGUCAUUUCUCAAAUGAGUUCUCUAAUAGAGAUUUUGUUCCUACAAUGUAGUCUGCAUUGAAAAGAGAUUGUAGGAGGGUGGGUGGUCAUUUUACAGAAAUUUUUAUUCAGCUUUUUGGGGGAAGAUAUCAUCCCUUUUUAUUAAGAAAAUCAUAUAGUCACAACAUAUUUUAAAUGUCUUUAUCUUUUAUUAACGUGAAAUAAUUAGAUCCAAUAAAUGAAGAAAUACAUUUUUAAGUAGCUAUCAGUUACUUUUCAUUUGUAUGGUGAAUAUAUACAUAGGUCCACUUUAAAAAAAUCAUGGUUGUGAAGGGAGUAUGUGCCCACACAGAACUGUAUAGCUGCUUCUUGGUUAACACUUGUACUCACUCAGUAGGGAGCUGUUCUCAGAACCCUGUUGGAAGUGGCAGAAGCGUCUCUCCCUGCACCGAAUGUCCAGCAGAGCCUCACAUUCUCCACCCUGCUCUAGUCACUUUCAGAAGUUCAUUGUUUUAGUCGGGUAACAUAUUUUUGUGAUUAUAUAAUGUCUCGUUUAAUAAGUUAAAUACAUCCAAAGAUAAUCUGCACAGUUUUAAAAUUUGAUGUGAAUGUCAAGAAAAAAACAAAAUCCCAUGUUAUUUAUGGAAUUUAAAGGAAAAUAGAUUCUCCUUAGUAGACAGUAAGAUUGAACUCAUCUUUAAUAUACAUUGGAUUAGGUAAUUCUAGAUCUAAGAGUUUUCAAAACAUAAAGGUGAAUUAUUUAAAGAAUAAAUAGCCAAAGCAAUGUUACGAUUCAUCAAACUAUCAAAGAAGGGUAGGAACUAAAGGUUUCUUAAUGUUGGUUUAAUUCCAAAAGUACAAAUUAUCUUCCUUUAAGAAACCAACUCUUGCCAAACAGUGGUGGCGCACGCCUUUAAUUCCAGCACUCAGAAGGCAGAGGCAGGUGGAUCUCUGAGUUCGAGGCCAACCUGUUCUACAAGAGCUAAUUCCAAGAUAACUAGGGCUGUUACAGAGAAACCCUGUCUUGAAGAAAAAAAGAAAGAAACCAACCCUUAAGCCAGGAGUGGUGGCGCACGCCUUUCAUCCCAACACUCGGGAAGCAAAGGCAGGUGGAUCUCUGAGUUUAAGAACAGCCUGCUCUACAAAGCAAGUUCCAGGACUGUCAGAGCUACACAGAAAAACCCUGUCUUGAACCCACUACCCCCCUCCCAAAAUCAACCCUUAAUACAAUUAUACUGUUUUUAUAUAAAGACUGUUAAAUGGUACUAAAAAGAAACUGUGCAAGACAAGGUGGAAGCACCCAGAAGUGCUUUGCUUCAGAAGGAGUCUGAACUCAUGGUGAGGCAGGGCUAUACUGACAUCCUACCUCAGAAAGCAAAUUUGCUUUGAUUCUUUGUUUUUGUUUUUUGUUUUGUUUUUCUAGAUGGGGUUUCUCUGUAGCUUUGGAGCCUGUCCUGGAACUAGCUCUUGUAGAUCAGGCUGGCCUCGAACUCACAGAGAUCCGCCUGCCUCUGCCUCCCGAGUGCUGGGAUUAAAGGCAUGCACUACCACCACCUGUCUGAUUCUGUAAGUAGUGUACAGAAUCCUUAAAAUCUAAAAAGGUAGAAACAUUAUAUCAAAUAACUCAGGUACUGGAAUAACAGUCAGUUUUAAAAUAGUGACUAGGUAUUUUCUGGGAACAAAUGGGGAAGGUAAGUUUUCAUGUGUUUGUGAUUAUUUCCUAGCUAGACAUCUUUAAAUUAUGGAGCUCAAUAAUCAGUUUGAAGACAGUAUUAAACAGUCAUGGUGGCAAAUGCCUUUUAUCCUAGCACUCCUGAGGCAGAGACAGACUGAUCUCAAUGUUCAGGCCAGCCAGGUCUGCAGAGUGAGCUGGGCUAGACUAUAUAGUUGGACUCAGCCAAUGCUACACACACACACACACAAAGUUAGCAAUUAAGUAAUCUGACUUGUGAAAAAUCCACCUAAAAAGGCGAGAGACCUUGACAGAGUGACUAUAUCAGUGUGACCUAAAAUAGGUAAAGCCGUUGUUUAGUUCUUAUGCAUCUGAAAUGUAAUGGUUACCAUGUGAUUUUGAUAGCUGGAAGUUGGUUGGUAACUCAGACAAAUUAAGUCCUUUAUACUAAUUCUAUAUAAUAGGUCUGAGAGCAGGGACAGCUCUGGAGUAGACAGCCUCACUAACAUUCAUUGCCUUCUAUUUCUUCUAAUCCUUCUCAAACAUUCCAACUCCUUGGUGACUAAGCAUUCAAAUGAGCCUGUGGGGGCCAUUCUCAUUCAGACAAUCAAACAUGGCUAAAUUUUUAAAUUCUUAUUCUAAACAGCAAAGGGGCAUCUAGAAUAUUGAGAAUGUUGAAAAUCAAACUGCUUCAAAGGAAAGUUGAAAACUGAAAUCCCUGUGGAAGUGGUCAGCAUUUUACAGCUGCAAAGGCUUCCUCAUCUUCUGGAUUCUUAAGAAUGAAUCUAGCUAUUAUUAGGGUAAAUAGUAACAGAAACAACAUAUUCAUCAAAAUAUAUUGAAAACGGGAGCUUUCAAAUCAAGGAGUCAGAGAUAGUAACUAAGUCAUGACCAUCUGAUGUUAUGAUGCAGUCAGAUCCAUAGUAAUGAAAAUAACAUGGCCCAAGUCACAGAAUGACUAAGGAAACUUAUUGAGACCUUUAUUGUCCUAUAAAGAGGCAGUGAGAUGCAACAUGUCUUAGAUUGUUUUAUAGCAUAUAAAUAACACGUUCACAAUCAAUGAUAUGUAAAAUGUCAUUUAUAUGGCCAGUGUUUUCAAAUGUAUUGCUCUUUUAAAAUCUUGAUGUUCACCAGGUGCACGCCUUUAAUCCCAGCACUCAGGAGGCAGAGGCAGUCGUAUCUCCAUGAGUUUGAGGCCAGCCUGGUCUACAGAGCGAGUUCCAGGACAACUAGGACUGUUACACAGAGAAACCCUGUCUCAAAAAAAAAAAUCUUGAUUUUCCUUUAAUUCCUCUUUCAUGAUAUUGAAAUCUUGAUCACUCUGAUGUUUAAGUUAACAAUUUAGACAGGUUUAGGAGUUUCCCUCCCCUUAUUUUUGAGACUAGAACUAGAUACGUAGUUCAGGCUGGCCUCCAACUUGUGAUUCUCAUGCCUCAGCCUCCAGUGCUAGGAUUACAGGUGUGUGCCACCAUGAUCAGCCCUUUUUUUCCUUUGUAAUACUGAGUCUUACCUUUAGGAUUUGGGACUCUUAAUUCAUAUGAAAUAAACAAAACUAUACAUUUCCAUAUUCAACAUCUCCAAUUUUAACAAUCUCCAGUUUUAAUAGUGGCAUUGACUAGAUUCUCCAUCUUUUAGGUGUUAGGUAAUUUAAAGUCAGUCUGUGAGUACUGUCUGUGAAAUAUGACAAAAUAACAAGGGUCAUGAGAAAGUCACAGAGCAGACACUUUUGAUGCUUUCUGAUUUUAAAAAAAAGCACUGAAUAUCUUUCUACGCAUUAUUAUUUUUAGUUUCCUAAGUUUGUUCCUUCUGAGAAAUUAAGUGAAAAUACUUUUAAAAAAUCAUGACAGCCUGCUUAGAAUGUACAUGUUAAGAAGGAAUUUAAAAUGAAAAACUAGAUAAAAGAAGCUUUACAGUUACAUUUUUCCCUAAAAUAAACUUUUGUGACUUAGUUUCUUGGAAGGAGCAUCUUACCAUGAAGUGGUCACCUAUUAGAUGUGGUAGAAAGAAGCCACUCUUACUCAGCAUCACAUUCUAAAGGAAGCUAUCCUAAAUUAUUCAGUUCUGGUAAAUGGUUUUCCAGUCAUCUCACGGCCUUUACAACUACGUACAAAGUGACUCUACUCCAGUCAUUCCUGUAAAAUAACCUUUGAGUUUUGUUCUUAGUAACUGUUCUUAGUUUCCUUCCUUUUAGAACUGUACAUUUGAUUUAUCAAUUCUGUUUGCAAUUCAGAAAAUUUUAAUCAAAUGUGACAUUUCUAUAAAAAUAAGUUUGACAUAAUAGACCAUUACCUUCAAUGAACAGACAUAAGAAUGGCUUUCAAUGUUACUGAUAAUAUUCUACAAAUACCAUUUUGGAAUAUGACUUUGGUUCACAAAUAUAUCCACAAAAUGUUUGCAUAUGGAAUGAUCAAAGCAUAUAAAACAUUUCCUAUGUGUGUACAUUGCAUCUUCAUACUAGUAAACAAAUAAUUGAUAAUAAAUGCAAUUCACCUUUGGA
Molecule: messenger RNA, 8421 nt
Organism: Alexandromys fortis (reed vole)
Lineage: Eukaryota; Metazoa; Chordata; Mammalia; Rodentia; Cricetidae
Gene: Hspa4l
Product: heat shock protein family A (Hsp70) member 4 like
Exons: 19
Coding region: 368-2887 (839 amino acids)
Biological process (GO): protein folding
Cellular component (GO): nucleus; cytosol
Molecular function (GO): ATP-dependent protein folding chaperone; ATP binding
Source: RefSeq, a predicted model, not a curated record